Gaeumannomyces tritici R3-111a-1 is the source of this 687-nucleotide messenger RNA. RefSeq lists its product as hypothetical. The record is from RefSeq and is a predicted model, not a curated record. Bases 1 to 687 code for a protein of 228 amino acids. Lineage: Eukaryota; Fungi; Ascomycota; Sordariomycetes; Magnaporthales; Magnaporthaceae. The transcript has 2 exons.
AUGGGCAUGUCUUGCGCAGCGGGAGACACUGCAGCCAACUUGAAGACCUGCCACUUGAAGAGCCACAGCGGAAGAUUUCUAGUCCUGGAGGGAGAGGCUGUUGGGAAGGUUGCGGACUUGGGACGGUUCAAGCCACCGCGGGGCUACGGUUCGGGUUUCCUGAACAAGAUAUUCGACAAAGAUGAUCCAACCCCCUUGAAGAGACUCGGGGAUACCAUGUCCGCCUUUCUGGAGGUUAUCAAGCACCGGAUACGGCGCAUAUAUGACUCCUUCGAUCACAUCCCGGACUGCCAUUUUACACUGGAGCCCACAAAGCUCAAUACCCCGGACCCGAGCGCCGCUUUCAAUGCCUACUAUAGACGGCGCACGGUAGAUUCCUUAUAUGGCGCCACGGACCUUGACGCCGCUUCCGAUCCCCACCAGGAAAGCCCCCUCAAGGGCCUGUGUCCCACGGGCACGCGACCCGGCGACAUUUUUGUUCUCUUAUACGGCGGGGACGUCCCGCUCAUCCUGCGUGAGCAGCCGGGCGAUGUCGCCGGGGGCGCCUCACCAGAGCAGAACUGUUGCCUCCCUCCUAGGCAGCUGGCCUACUCGCUGGUCGGGGAGUGCUACCUGGCGGGGCACAUGAACGGCAAAGCGUUCGAGGCCAGGAAGGGGACCACGCCUGAAUGGUUCACACUAGUCUGA